This is a messenger RNA of Nannospalax galili (Upper Galilee mountains blind mole rat), 1213 nucleotides long. RefSeq names its product septin 12 (gene Septin12). NCBI's taxonomy places the organism in Eukaryota, Metazoa, Chordata, Mammalia, Rodentia, Spalacidae. Bases 22 to 1095 code for a protein of 357 amino acids. Gene Ontology annotation, molecular function: GTP binding; GTPase activity; molecular adaptor activity. Gene Ontology annotation, cellular component: septin complex; microtubule cytoskeleton; septin ring. Gene Ontology annotation, biological process: cytoskeleton-dependent cytokinesis. The transcript has 9 exons. The record is from RefSeq and is a predicted model, not a curated record.
GCACCAUUGUACCUUGGCCCCAUGGAUGAGAGACAGUCACCCUCCCCCUGCUCUUCAAGGCCAUCAAGCCCCAGGACCCCGCCCUGUGAAAUGCUUGGUUCUGUGGGUAUUGAGGCUGUGCUGGACCAGCUGAGGAUCAAAGCCAUGAAGACCGGGUUUGAGUUCAACAUCAUGGUAGUAGGGCAGAGUGGGCUGGGCAAGUCCACCAUGGUGAACACACUGUUCAAGUCCAAAGUGUGGCAGUCAAGCCUGCCCAGCCUGGAGCUGCCCAUGCCACAGACCCUGGAGCUGCACUCCAUGACCCACGUUAUUGAGGAGAAGGGCUUGAAGCUGAAGCUGACAGUGACAGACACACCCGGCUUUGGGGACCAGAUCAACAAUGACAAAUGCUGGGACCCAGUGCUGAGCUACAUCAACCAACAGUAUGAACAGUACCUGCAAGAGGAGCUUCUCAUCACCCGCCAGCGUCACAUCCCUGACACCCGCGUGCACUGCUGCGUGUACUUUGUGCCACCCACUGGCCACUGCCUACGGCCCUUGGACAUUGAAUUCCUGCAGCGGCUGUGCCGGACUGUGAACGUGGUACCGGUGAUUGCCCGGGCUGACAGCCUGACCAUUGAGGAGCGAAAUGCCUUCAGGAGCAGGAUUCAAGAAAACCUGAAAACUUACUGCAUUGAUGUGUACCCACAAAAGUGUUUUGAUGAGGACAUCAAUGAUAGGCUCCUCAACAGCAAGAUCCGGGAGCAGAUCCCCUUUGCUGUGGUGGGGGCUGACCGAGAGCAUCUGGUGAACGGGAGGUGUGUACUGGGCCGGAAGACCAAGUGGGGCAUCAUUGAAGUGGAGAACAUGGCACAUUGUGAGUUUCUUCUCCUGCGAGACCUGCUUAUCCGCUCUCACCUCCAGGACCUGAAGGACAUCACCCACAACAUCCACUAUGAGAACUACCGAGUCCUCAGACUCAACGAGAGCCACCAGCUGCCCCGAGGGCCUGGCUGUGUGAACCUUGCCCCCGCCUCCCCAGGACAACUGAUCUGCCCUGGGCCAGGAAAGGUCCGCAGACGGGCUAACAAGGAUUCCAAGGAAGAUGAGGGCUGAGGACCCAUGGUCCCAGGUCUGCUGGGCACCUCCACUCCUCAGCAGUCAUCCCCCACCACACAUCUGUGUACUAUAGCAUCUAUGAGAAGUGGACAUUACUUUGUACUAAAAGCUGUGC